This is a messenger RNA of Porites evermanni, 342 nucleotides long. NCBI's taxonomy places the organism in Eukaryota, Metazoa, Cnidaria, Anthozoa, Scleractinia, Poritidae. The record is from the annotation of a GenBank genome assembly.
GCUCGAGUUGGUCUUUAUGAAGGAGGAAAGCUGUUAAAGGAACUGACAUUCAACGCCGAAGGAUCGGACAACAAAAACUGGUUUAGUGCCUCUAAGCUGACUCACAGCCCCUAUUCUGACACCUCAAAGGAGUCAAAAAACUACAAUUUCUUUUCAAUCGAGGGAGAUAAGAACGACAACCGUUACUUCUUUAUCAGCCGAAGUUAUGGAGGAUGUGCCAAAGACGAAGGCUGGAUGGCUAUUGGCGGGCAUGCUUGUGCAUGGGAGAAACAAUAUGGCAAGAACCCUAUACUGUACAGUACCCAGGAAACAUCCACCAACUGGAACAAUAAAGGUAAGUAG